AUGUUAACAAGGUUAAGUUCCGCAUCAUUUUCUUUAUUUGCUCUGUUGUUGAGCUUAUUUCCAGAUACCUCGAGGAGGCAAAAUAAACUGUCAAGCGAGAAUCGGCUCUUACUAUUUUUGAUUAAGUUAAAACAUAAUGUACCUUUUUCGUGCCUAGGCAUUUUGUUCAGUAUCCAUCGUACGACGGCAGCACGAAUAUUCAGGGUUACACUUGAAAUCCUCUGCGCCAGUACAAGAGACUGGAUUUGGUGGCCGAGAAGAGGCGCUGUCCAGGCCACCAUGCCACCAAGCUUCAAAGUUCAUUAUCCUCUUUGCAGGGUAAUAAUAGACUGCACGGAGAUGAGGCUGGAGAUGCCUCCGUCAGUCGAGAGGCAAAACCUUUGGUAUUCGCAGAACAAAGGGUGCUAUACUGUUAAGUACUUAAUUGGAGUCGCACCUAGUGGUCUUGUGACGUUCCUUUCAGAUGGAUUUGGUGGGCGGACAACUGAUACUGCUAUCACAAUUGAGUCUGGUUUUUUGCACAAACUGCAGCCCGAUGAUGUCGUCCUGGCCGACAAAGGGUUUCCAGGCAUAGUAACUGGCGUUGGUGCUAAAAAAGCAACACUGGUAAUGCCACCAUUUGCAUCAGGAGUGCAGUUCACAGGGGUUGAGGUAGACUCAACAUACGAGACAGCUUCUGUCAGGAUUCAUGUCGAGAGGGUAAUUCAAAGAGUGAAAAUUUAUACAAUAACCCAGCGUGUUUCGCAUCAUUUAAUCCCACGUAGCAUGCAUGCCCUGUAGAAUGACUGCUAUGUCGCACAUGCUUUUCAAUCGUUUUACCGCAAAGCAUCGAAUAGAAACUCGGAGGCAGU
Molecule: messenger RNA, 851 nt
Organism: Ixodes scapularis (black-legged tick)
Lineage: Eukaryota; Metazoa; Arthropoda; Arachnida; Ixodida; Ixodidae
Exons: 2
Coding region: 1-780 (259 amino acids)
Source: RefSeq, a predicted model, not a curated record